CAGAAUCCAAGUUAUUUUAUGUCAACAAAUUAUUUCGACAGAAAACGUAAAUUGAAAUAUUAAUUUACGAACAAUAAAUUUAUAAUACCAUAUUGUAGCAGAUAAAGUUUUUCAAUUUGUGUAAAAUAAAUUUCAUUAGCAAAGCAUUGGAAAUAUAUUGAUAUGUCUGACGAAUCUUGGAGAACACAUGCCUUUCGGCAGAGUAUUGUUGCAAAAAUUGAUGAAGCUAUUAAACAAUCCGGAACUCCGACUACUAAGAACAGUGUAGAAAUGGAGAAUCAUGUUUUCAUGAAGGCAAAGUCUAAAGAAGAAUAUCUAAGUUUAGUAGCUCGACUUAUUUUGCAUGUUAGAGAAAUGAAUUCAAAAAAAGGAGCUGGUAUGAAUACGGGUGGUACUAAUCAAGGCGGACCAGGAAUGCCUGAUCCAAUAAAUGCGUUACAAAAUCUUGCUAGUCAAGGUACUAGAAACACUCAAAUGAUUGGCAUGGGUGGUCCACAGGGACCACCUAAUAUGAAUACAAACACUGCUUCGAAUCUUCUCCAAACACUAAAUAACCGACCUGGCCAAGGAAAUAUGGGUGGUAUGCAAAAUAUGGGAAAUAAAAUGCCUGGUAUGCAAAUGGGUCAGAACCAAGGCCCUAUGGGUAACAUGAUGCCGGGACAAAUGUCGAAUCAACUACAAGGUCCAUUAACCAAUCAAUUACAGGGUCAAGUGCAAGGGCAGGUUAUUGGCAAUCAAAUGACCGGACAGAUGGGUCAAAUGUCUGGGCAAAUUACAAACCAAAUGGCCGGUCAAAUGCCUGGUAUGCCGUCACAGUUAGUAAACCAAAUGCCAAAUCAUAUUAUUACUCAAAUGCCUCAUUGCCACCUACCGAAUAAUGUGAAUUUUUCUGGGCCAAGAACUGUAACACCCAGUGGUUCAUAUAUGCGACAAAGUCCUACACCUAGUGCUCAUUCACCGGCCAGCUUGGGAAGCGCACCUUCUAGCAAUCAAAUGGUACCAUCACCAGCGUUGGUUCCAUCACCUAGUUCUCAAAUGACAAUGAUGAGUGGACCUCAACGGUCUGUUGGUAUGGCGCCUUCACCAGGUAGUUCGUUAAAUACACCGGGGCAGGCUGCACCAACUCCUAGCCCUCUGGGAAUGCAAGAAGAUCAAGCUUACCGCGAUAAAGUACGACAGCUUAGUAAAUAUAUUGAACCAUUACGAAAAAUGAUUGCUAGAAUGGGAAAUGACGGUGAGCAUGUUGAAAAGUUAAGUAAAAUGAAAAAAUUGUUAGAAGUUUUAUCAAAUCCUACAAAAAGAAUGCCUUUAGAAACGUUAUUAAAAUGUGAAGUGGUAUUAGAAAAAAUGGAUUUGAAACGUGGUGAAAGUGGUUCUAGCACUGGAACUACCUCUACAAAUACUCAACUGGCGGCACUGAAGGAACAUUAUAUAUUUAAUCCAUUGUUAGAAGCAAUUAGUAACAGUUUACAAAGUACAGUUUUCAAUCAUACGUUACAAAGAACUUUUGGACCAAGUACAGAAGCUUUAAAUGGACCAGAAAUUAAAGGGCUUCCAGCACCAUUGAAACGUAAACGUGUUGAAGAACCAACCAGUGAUAUACCAGACGUAUUACAAGGUGAAAUAGCACGUUUAGAUGCCAGAUUUAAAGUAUCUUUAGAUCCAAUUCAACAACCUCGUUCACGUACCGUACAAUUAAUAUGUUGGCUGGAUGAUCGUCAUUUGCCUUGUGUACCACCUGUAUCAUUAUCAGUACCCGAAGAUUAUCCAAAAAGCCCACCAAAUUGUUCAAUGGCUGAAAAUGAAUACAACGCUACACCAUUUUUAACAUUAGUUCAAAAGGCACUGUUGACACGUAUUGGAAAGUUACCUAAACGAUUUUCUGUAUCACAAUUAUUAAAUACUUGGGAAAUGAGUGUUCGUCAAGCUUGCGCACCGACACAAGUACCAGUAUCAUCAGCAACUGUUCUUAUGGGACUUUAAAAAGAUUAAAAAAUAAUAAUGCGAUUUUAAGUGGGCGAUUAUAGUUAUAAAAAUGAUAAAAAUAUUCUCUGAGAUUGAAUUCUGAAGAUUUGAUUCUUUAUUGAUAUUUCCGAACAGUAUUUCUGCAUUUUUCGCAUAAUUAUGGGAUUUAAAACAGUGAAGAAAUUUUUGCUAUAAUAAUAAAAUAAUCAAAAAAGUUAUGAGACCAUUCGCCACCCUGCCGAAAUGGCUUGAUCAAUGAAAUAGACGGAUAUCACAGAACAUCUGAGGUAUCAGUCAAACGCCGAGAGAAAUAUUUAGCUUAUGUUACAACAUAUUAAUUAUGAAAACUGAACUUCUUAAUUGCGUCAUCGAAUAAAAAUGGAGAAAAAUUAUUAAAUAAUUCGAAUGUAAUAACAAAUAAUUCAAAACUAUUAACCACUAAAAUUAUUACGAAUACUUAAUGACUUUAUUAAUUACACUGACUAAAAUUUUUUCUUUUUGUUUCUCGUUUUCGGCGGC
Messenger RNA from Chrysoperla carnea, 2484 nucleotides. It is a transcript of the gene MED15, whose product is annotated as mediator of RNA polymerase II transcription subunit 15. Gene Ontology annotation, biological process: regulation of DNA-templated transcription. Lineage: Eukaryota; Metazoa; Arthropoda; Insecta; Neuroptera; Chrysopidae. The record is from RefSeq and is a predicted model, not a curated record. Bases 163 to 1983 code for a protein of 606 amino acids. The transcript is spliced from 5 exons. Gene Ontology annotation, molecular function: transcription coregulator activity.